AUGUUUGCUGAGCAACAACUGCAGUUCGGUCAGGAGUUACAUGCAGAGCAGCUGCUAGCAAAUCAGAUGCGGUCUAGGAAGAGACCAAAUGAUGACAUGAAUCCUAAUGUAGACCCUGCGAAGCGGAUGGAUAACAGAAAUAAAGAGAACUGCUCUCCAGAGUUGGCAAUGGUUCCGCCGAUGUACCAGAGCACACCGCUAAUGGCGGGUCAACGAGAGUUCUUCAAUCCCAACAUGGCCUCACAGGACGAAUCGAGAAAUGAUUCGAUUUUUGAAAGCAACAAGCAAAUAUACCUCCAAGGCCAGGCAACACGACUACGUCAUGUAAAUCUGGAAGUAUUCGAUGAAGCACCAGGACGGUUAUGUCUUUUGAAUGCGUCCACAAAGUAUAAGGUGACACUGAGCGAAAUUCACCGUCGCAUGAGCCAUCCGGAAACUCUACACGCCAGUCUCAUCAACGGUGUUCUCAGAAAGGCGAAAACGAAGGACGGUUGCAAAAUGUUACGUGAUAGACUGGCAGAGAAAGGAGUAUCACUUCCCUCAGGACGAAGAAAGACCGCACCAACGACGUCGUUCACAGCACUUUGUGAAAGAGAAGCUCUUGUGAUGGCUCGCGAUUUCAAUAAUCUCUGCCACAACAGUCUGAACACCUUCGAGAUUGCACGGCACUCCAACCGACUCCAGUACACGCCACAGGAGCUGGCAAUAGUCAGGCGUUACUUGGCUGGAAUAAUGGCAAUAUUCGACGAAGUACCAGAAGACCCAGAGGAUUACGUGGAGAAGAAUUCGGCUACACAUUCGAUUAACAUCUUUAGUAUGCUCACCCACGGAUUCGGCCAUAACGCUUUGAAGUCUGCAUGGAGAGUGCUGGCAAAGAUUGUUGACACGCAACACGCCAUGCUCCAAGGAGUACCCCCUCAAACGCAAAACUUCCACAUGCCGUACCACAUGCAGCAGUUCUUAUAG
Molecule: messenger RNA, 966 nt
Organism: Ostertagia ostertagi
Lineage: Eukaryota; Metazoa; Nematoda; Chromadorea; Rhabditida; Trichostrongylidae
Source: the annotation of a GenBank genome assembly